This is a messenger RNA of Clonostachys rhizophaga, 1044 nucleotides long. NCBI's taxonomy places the organism in Eukaryota, Fungi, Ascomycota, Sordariomycetes, Hypocreales, Bionectriaceae. The record is from the annotation of a GenBank genome assembly.
AUGAGUAUCGAGCGCGAGGAGUUUGAUCCUCAAGGGGACACAUUGAUUGUUAUUCCUGAGAAAUCAGUCACAGUUGGCCAACUUGGCUGGCUUCAAUCUGCUGCUGAGUCACAACCCGAGUAUCAUUUCUUGUGCUCCAAGAAGCAUCUUUCCACAGCUUCACGUCGUGCUCAUAAAGUGCUGUCUGGCGGGUUUAAAGAAUCAAUUCCAGACGAGAGCGAUGGCCUUCAUCAUUGGACUAUCCAGCCGAUUUUCGAUCCACAUGCUUGGAAGAUUGUGUUGAGGAUUAUCCAUGGGAGAAAUCGGGAUAUUCCUCGUACAGUCACGGUCGAGCAGUUAGCUGGAAUAGCUGCCAUUGUCGACGAUCUUGAGUGCCAUGAGGCUGUUUGGUUCUUUUCUCAAGGAUGGCUUCCUCAACCGCCAUACGCGUCUCAAAUCUUCACCACGCAAGACACUGCCAGACUAAUCUUGAUCGCAUUCGUCUUUGAGCAGCCUGAAAUGUUUCAGUAUGCAACCCAGCGAGCCGUUGUGGAAAGUUUGCCCCUUUCAUUUGGAGCUGGGGUCCCAAUACGUCCAAUCAUUCUUGAGCACAUCAAGGAGCAGAGAGAUGCAGUGGUCGAAAGCUUGUUGGAAGGCCUAAAACAGAUACAAACUCAACUACUUGAGAAGAAGUUGGGCUGUAACUUUGGUUGCAGAGCCAUGUUACUUGGGACACUGAUCCAGAAGAUGGACAUACGUCCGCUUAGGCUGUUCAGCGCAGCCCUGCCCCUGCCCCUUGAGUCGCAAAGUAUCGACACGAUCAUUCGUUCAUUGCGAGAAGAUCAGCCGACAAUUUACUACAGCCCUAGGGAACAAAGCAUCGAAGGCAAACGCUUAAAGGAAUGGUUCUCAUCUGACCGCUAUCAUACGGCUAAGAUUCCUCGAACGCUUGUUAGUCAUACUUGUGGGCUGGAAGAAUUCAUUGACCCUCUGCUUCAAACUGCUGAAAGGGAAGCAAAAGGCUUGCAGCUGGUCGACUACCAAGAGAGUGAACAUCGGACCUGA